Fusarium coffeatum is the source of this 3783-nucleotide messenger RNA. RefSeq lists its product as uncharacterized. Bases 1 to 3783 code for a protein of 1260 amino acids. The transcript has 2 exons. NCBI's taxonomy places the organism in Eukaryota, Fungi, Ascomycota, Sordariomycetes, Hypocreales, Nectriaceae. Gene Ontology annotation, molecular function: calcium-activated cation channel activity. The record is from RefSeq and is a predicted model, not a curated record. Gene Ontology annotation, cellular component: plasma membrane.
AUGUCUUCAGCCGAUCCUUCAGGGACAGGCACAGCCGAAACUGCCACAGAUACAGCAUCAAUCACCAGCUCUAUCGUCAGUUCCUUAAUAUCUUCUGCGAUAUCCGCUUCCAUAACUGGAACCCCCGCCGCAACAUCCUCUGAUGGCCCUUCAAAGACAUCUUCGGGAGGUUACACGCCCGCGGAGACAACCAGUGCUGCGACUAGUGAACGAGGUGUUGGCAUCGCCACUUUCUUCACUUCUUUGGUAGUAGCCGUUAUUGUCUUUUCAGUACAGGUGUUUGCAUUUCUGUUACUGAGAAACAAACUCGCCCGUAUCUUCAAACCGAAAACCUACCUUGUCCCCGAACGAGAACGAACCGACUCCCCUCCGACGACUCUUUUUGGCAUGUUCAAGACAUUAUGGCACUACAAUGACCGUGAAAUCAUCAACAAGUGUGGUCUUGAUGCCUACUUCUUCCUCCGCUAUUUGAAAACGCUUCUCAUCAUCUUCAUUCCGAUUUGCUGCAUUGUUAUGCCAAUCCUGAUUCCUAUCAACUAUGUUGGAGGUAUUGGUAAAGAAGUCAACGUCGACGACAAGACUCGCGAAGAAGAACAGAGCAACGAUAGGCCUACCGGUCUGGACACACUCGCAUGGGGAAACGUUAGCAACAAGAAUCUCGACAGAUACGGAGCUCAUCUACUGAUGGGUAUCCUUGUCGUUAUCUGGGUUUGCUGGGUUUUCUUUAUUGAACUCAAGAUCUAUGUCAAGGUUCGCCAAGAUUACCUUACCAGCGCGGAGCACCGCCUCAAGGCUUCGGCUACCACCGUCCUGGUAAACUCCAUUCCUGCUAAGUGGCUCAGCGAGGAAGCCUUGACAGGAUUGUUUGAUGUUUUCCCUGGAGGAAUUCGAAACAUCUGGCUGAACCGAGAUUUAUCGCCACUGCUUGAAAAAGUAAAGGAACGCAACGAUAUCCAUCAGCAACUGGAGUCUGCCGAGACCGACCUCAUCAAGUCAGCAAAGAAGGCCCAGCUCAAGCAAACAAAAGCAGCCGAAAAGAAGGAACGCAAGGAGAGAAAGCUCAAGGCGGUCACCAAGAAAGAAAGAGCUGAAAGAGAUGCUCAACUAGAUGCCGAAGCUCAACGAAUGGCAAAUAGUGCCGGAGGCCAAGCGGCCGGCGAUAAGCACGAAGUUCCUCAUUCGGUUGACCAAGGUGUUCGCGAAUCAGAGCACGACAUGGACCAGGUAGAGGGGCACCACACUGACAAGGAGAAGUCAAAGGGAUUCAACGUACUGGACCCUUUCUCCAAGGUCGGCCAAGGCAUCUUGGGCGUUGUCUCCAAAGCCGAGAAAAAUGUGGAUAAUACUCUCGAAACAACCAACGGCUUUAUGGGUUUGCAGCAGGACGAGAAGCGCGCGCCGUCUCGCGGCUCUGACAGGUAUCGUAUUCGGCCUUCUACAGACGAAGAUGAGCUUAAUUCGCCGUCGGACACUCUUCGAGUGCUGAACCAGUCACGUAACACGGAUAGACACUCAGGGGAAAGCACCGCUGCUAUGCAUAAACCAGGAAACACAGUUCGAAAAAUCGGCAACAUCGAUGAGAUCUACGUCAAAGAAGACUCGAAGUGGUGGGAAUUUUGGAAGCCUCCCCCUGGUGCUUAUGCUUCUCCUGUCCCGCAGGGAGAUGUCGCAGCAGCUUACCGAGAGCGCAAGGACGCACAAAGUAAGCCUUUGUGGCAGAGAAUCAAGUAUGCGCUACCCUUCGUCAGCCCCGAAAUAGAGGAGGGUCCGAUCGAAUAUGCCACAGCAUUCAACCCCGACUACAAGGAAGAUGCUGAGCCUGCGGAAUGGGAGAAAUAUCUUAAGAAGAAGGAUCGCCCAACCCAUCGCCUCCCCUUGUUCGGAAAGAAAUGGCUAUUCCCUAUCCCUCUAGUUACGAAGAAGGUCGACACAAUCUACUGGUGCCGUGAACAGCUGGCUCGAUUGAAUGUGGAGAUUGAGGAGGACCAGAGCCAUCCCGAGCGCUACCCACUCAUGAACUCUGCUUUCAUCCAAUUCAACCACCAAGUCGCCGCUCACAUGGCUUGCCAGAGCGUUAUCCACCAUAUACCCCAGCAGAUGGCUCCGAGAAUGAACGAAAUCUCACCUAAAGAUGUCAAUUGGGACAACAUGGCCUUCAGCUGGUGGCAGGAGUGGCUUCGAUCAGGAAUAGUCUUUGCAGCCGUUGUUGCUAUGCUUUUCCUCUGGGCUAUCCCCGUUGCUUGGACAGCCGCGCUGAGUCAACUUGAUAAUUUGAUUCGAAACAACGAAUGGUUAUCUUUCCUCAAGGACGACCCGACUGUACACAAGAUCGCCAAGUCCAUAGCAGGUGUCUUGCCUACCAUCGUGCUCGCUCUUCUAUUGUUCUUGGUCCCCGUCAUCCUGGGCUUCUUUGCCGAUUUCAAGGGUGUCAAAACAGGCUCCCAAAAGACUGAAUUUGUGCAGCGCUACUACUUUGUCUUCUUGUUCAUUCAAGUCUUCUUGAUUGUUUCCAUUGCGUCGUUCUUCGCGGCCUCCAUUGAUGCCCUCGUGAACAACUUCAAGGAACUCAAUACAGUUGAAAAGGUUCUGGAUCUUCUUGCAAAGAAUCUCCCGACUGCCGCAAACUAUUUCUUCUCUUACAUGAUUCUACAGGCACUGUCUACGAGCUCUGCCACGCUCGCACAAAUUGGAGCUUUGGUCAUGUGGUAUGUCAUUGCCAAGAUGCUCGAUAGUACUGCACGUAACAAGUGGUCCCGAAACACCAAACUCAACCAGGUCACCUGGGGUCGAUUGUUCCCUAUCUACACCAACUUCGCCUGCAUCGGACUGGUAUACUGCGUUAUCGCGCCACUCAUUUCCAUAUUCGCAAUUAUCACUUUCGGUUUGUUAUGGAUGGCUCAGAGAUACGUCAUGCUCUACGUAAACCGAUUCGAGCAUGAUACCGGUGGUGUUUUGUACCCCAGAGCUAUCAAUCAGACGUUUACUGGUAUCUACUUUAUGGAGCUUUGCAUGGCAGGUUUGUUCUUCAUUGCCGAGGCUCCGGAUGGCACGAACGAGUGUACAGCUCAUGGUGCUGUCAUGAUUGUUGUCUUCCUCCUCACGGGUCUUUACCAAGUGCUGCUGAACUAUGCAUUCGGGCCACUGUUCCGUUACCUGCCGAUAACAUUCGAAGACGAGGCAGUAUUGCGUGAUCAAGCCUUCCAAAGAGCACAGGAUCAACGUCUUGGUCUCAUUGACAAUGACGAGCUACAAGAGGAAGAGGAGGACGACAUCAAACAGCCAGAGAAGAAUGGAGAAAAUGGUAAUGCCAUCGAAAUGCGAAGAUUUGGCUCUGUGCGUCGACCCAUGAAUAAAGUUGGCACAUGGGCAAAGGGGGGUGGUCAGCAACUGCGCAAGAUUGGUGUUGUGAAUAAGGCAUCAGACAAGAACAAGAGAGCGUCACUGUACCGAGAGAAACACCGACGAAAGGAUAUCGAAGCUCAGCGCGCGAUAGGAGAAGCACUGUUUGGAGGUUUCCAUGAUGAAAUCGAGGAUCUCACGCCCGAGGAACGAGAUGCUCUCACUAGGCAUGCAUUCCAGCACGAGGCUCUUCGGGCACGACGUCCUACAGUUUGGAUCCCCAGGGACGAUCUUGGUAUCAGCGAUGAUGAAAUUCGUCGCACUCAGGCAUACAGUGAUCACAUCUGGAUCAGUAACGAGGGUACAGCUCUCGACAGUAAAGUACGUGUGGUUUAUGGCAGAGCGCCUCCUGAUUUCUCAGAGGUCGACUUGAUCAACUUAUAA